AUGGUGGCUCCCCGCCAGAACCUCUAUGAGGUGCUGGGCGUCCCGCGGGCCUGGUCCCCAGAUGCGAGCCUGCCCUCGAUCCGUGCAGCCUACCGCAAAUUGGCUGUGCAGCUUCAUCCCGAUAAGGGUGGCACCCGUGAGGAGUUCGCGGAGUUGCAGGCUGCUUAUGUCAUCCUUUGCAACGUCGGUCUCAGACAGCGCUACGACGAGACCGGAAAGACAGACGUGCCCGAAGAUGUGCGGAAGGGGCAGCGAGCCUACGCAGAUCAACGAACGGUGCCCACACCACCGAAGGAAGAGCCUGUGAUGUGCUGGAAGUGUGGCACAGAAAUUCCUGAAAAAGCCAAGUUUUGCCAGGAGUGCGGCGCACCACGACAGGCCCCGGCUGCCAAGCCGCAAGAAGUUCCCCGCAGCAAAGACAUCAAGGUGCAACUGCCACCGGCACUUCAGGCACUCAUAGAAGGUCGCACGCUGGAGUCGGUGCCGGUGCCCGAGGACUUCGAACAGCCAGUCGCGCAUAUUACAGUGACGGAGAAGGAGGGUAAGAAGACGCUGAAAUUGGUCGACACGUACCCGAUGAUCGAGAACUCAAGGCUGAUAGAGGGACAGGUGCUGGUGCAGAUGCGCGCAGUGCCGCUCACGAUGUCAGAUCUCAAUGCGGACAGCAGGUACGGUUGUGGUGACAUCUAUGGGUGCCAAGGAAUCGGGCAAGUUCGAAUGGUGGGGCCGCGUGUCACAAUGCUGAAGCCAGGAGACUGGGUCCUUCCACUGCACGAUGUCGAUAGUGAUGGAGACAUCGACCUGGACGCUAUGCCACCUGGCACGGGCCGCGUGCUUGGGGUUUGGAAGGCGGACAGGUGUGCGAAGCUUGAGUUUUCAGCAGAUUCGCCACUCAGCAUUGCAAACAUGGCGCUGGCAAAGUCCAUCGGUGCCGCCUGCCUCAUGGUCCAGGAGUCGCUAAGGCUGGAACUGCACGAAGUGUUGAUCCAGCUUCUUGCAGCCAAAGGCUUCACCGUCCUAGCCGUCGUGCGAAAGCACAGCGGGGAAGACUGGAUCAAGCAGAAGCUGGAAGGACUCGGCGCCAAGCGAGUGUUUCUGAUGCAGGAUGACAUCCGAGGCAUGUUAGAAGAGUCUGGGCAACCGCUUCCGGCCUUGGCUUUGGAUGGUGUUGGGGGUGUCGCUACCAACCAGCUUGUUCAGGCACUGUCCAAAACAGGGGAUCUGGUUUGCUUUGGUGUUGCCGGGGGUGGAAGCCAGCAAGCUGUUACCCUGAGCACCAGCAAGAAAUGGAAGGGAAACAUGCUCCAGUUUAGCUUUGAUGAGUGGCUCAACAGAGACGUCACGACCAAUGCCAAGAUCCUGAACCAGAUGUUGUUGGAGGUAACGCAGCUGGUGAAAGAUAAGAAGAUGCAUUUCGUCAUCAAGGAGUACACUACGCAAAGGUUCAACAUGGCGGUUCUGAAUGCAAAGCAGAUUGGCAGGACUCAUUGCGUCGUGUUGAAUCUGCCUCGCCUGGAAGAAGUUACCAAACGAUACACGGAGGAGGAUGCCCUGGUACUUCAGGAAACAAGCCUGCAAAGCGACAGCAAAAGGCACCGUAGCUGGGACUUGGACUUCUUGGAGUGGGAGGACGCUGGGGCAGAGGAGGAGUACAACUGGAGAGUUGACAAAGAGAAGGGCUUGUUCAAGCUGCAUCCUGAUGCGGCGGAUGGAGCCAUCGAAAAGUAUAGCAGUGACACAUCCCCAACGCCCAUUGCCCAGGAACUGGGAAGUAGCCCCGCCAAAGCUGAAGCGGUGCUAUUCUGGUUGCCUGGCAGAGGGGAGAUUCCUCAGGAGCACGCUCACUGGCUAGAGAGGCUCACAAAGGACUACAAGGAGUUGCGGGUGCUCAUUCUAGAGCCCCAUCAGCUCGAGCAGGAUCUGAAGUGGUACGACAUGCCUCUUGGAGUGCAGAUUACGGACUGCCUAGCUGCACAGGCCCUUCCAAGGGCUGGCGCUUGCCAUAACAACCCAGGCAGCUGGGUCUGCGCUUUGGUGUUGUCGAUGAUGAGCUCGGCAAUCCCAGAGGAGAUCUGUCGCGAUCCAAAGGGCCGUGUUAUGUAUUUUGCUGAGGCAGCCACCUUCGACAUGCCCCUGCUGCCCGGUGAAAUCGAUGCCUUGAGACAGGUCGAAUGCGCUGCGCUUGGCUUGAAGCGGCGAGCGCAGCUUUACAGUGAUUUGGCAGACUUGCUUGUAAGGCAGCUUGAGGAGCAGCAGCUCAAGCGCGUCCCCAGCACCUCGGCCAUGAGGUUCAGAGACCUGCUCAGCUUAGGCGUGGUUGCGCUCUACGCUGCGAUGUGCCUAAUGGAGAAGCCCAUUGACAGUGUCGCUUUCUGUCAUAGUGGCAUUCCAGCCGCAUCCAUGCUGGGCAAGCGGCUGACUUCACAAGUGAGGACUGCUACACGCUUGCACGCCAUUUAUGACAAGGCUGAUGAGGAGAUCCCCACCACCUUUCCUGACACUCUUCAUCAGAUGCUGUCACUUGCACACUGUAAAGUGAGCUUGUACUGGCUGCAAGACGGCGGCGGCCACGCCUUCUCGGACGAAGCUGCCAACGCUGUCAGCAAGUGUGUCCACAUGUGGCUGGAUGAGCGCAACUCCCGGCCCAACAUGUUCCGGCCGGACUUCAUGCGAUAG
Symbiodinium pilosum is the source of this 2676-nucleotide messenger RNA. Lineage: Eukaryota; Dinophyceae; Suessiales; Symbiodiniaceae. The record is from the annotation of a GenBank genome assembly.